Messenger RNA from Paramecium octaurelia, 1191 nucleotides. NCBI's taxonomy places the organism in Eukaryota, Ciliophora, Oligohymenophorea, Peniculida, Parameciidae. The record is from the annotation of a GenBank genome assembly.
AUGUCACAUAAUAAUGAAUAACCUGGAAUAUACUAUCUGGUUACUUGUUUUCAGGACGAGUCAUAAGGUGGGGCUUCCAACCUAUACUGUUACACGUAUGAAAUGAUUGUUAGGAAUAGGAACAUUUUGGAAAUAGUGUGGGCGUGGAUUAUAUUGAUUUCAGGAUCAAUCGUAUUAUUUAGACGAUAUUAAAAACAUAAGGAUAUCACUCGAUACAAUCGUAAAUAGAUUAUAGUUUCAAUAAUGGUUAUCAAUAUUUGUGGUAUGGAAUUUUAGUGAUAUGCAGCAUAUUUAACAUAUCAAUGGUCAUAUGAAAGUGCCUUAUUAUAUUUUCCAGAGUAUUACUUCUAAUACAUAUUUUUCUGUUACACCAUCUAUUACUUUGGGAGAAAAUCAAUAAUUCUAGGAAUGCUGAAUAUGAGAAUGGAUGUUUCAUAUCAAGAUAUUGAUCCAAUUAUUUAGCUGAAAUUGUCCAAAUUGUUUUGCAUAGGAUUAUGUUCGUUUUUUACAAUAAUCUUCAUAAUGAAUUACAUCUAAUACUUCUUUGUGGUGAGUACUAAUCAUUCAUAUGACUUAUGUUCUGGUAGAUGAGUUAUAUUUAUAAUAGCCAGCUUUUUCAAUAUAGUGACAACAGUGGGAUUCUUCAUGUAAGGUCUUUUCAUUUUGUAAGUAAAGUAAUUGUCAAGGUAAGUCUCUAAGAAUUUGAGUGCUUAGAAAUUGGAUAAUCCAAUGAUGAAAUUGAAGGAGUAGAUUCAAAAGAAUUAAUCAUCUUUGUGGAUUCUAGUGAUCUUCUGUUUUUUUGGUUCGUUUGCUAAUUUCAUGUAGAAUGUAUAUUUUGUCUCGAUGCUUGCUAAAUAUAAAAGCAGAGAAGGUUACUUCUCUUGUUGGUAUGUUAAUGUAAAAUAUUAUUUAUUGAAAAGUUAAAUAGCACAAUUUGGACUAAUGGUAUAAAUGCACUAAUAGGAACAACAAUAAAGUUAUUUGAUUUCUUUUUACCGUACUUUUUAACUAUCAAGAUCUUUUGGUACAAAUCAAAAAAGAGCGAAUAACAAUAGUUGGUAAUGCAUUCCCUUGAUAUCCUCUUAGGAGACAAAUAAUUCUGAUUAAAAUGAGGUCGAAGUCUAUGAAUUGUAACUGCCUAAUAAUUAAUCAUAAUCAGCAUCAUCAUAACACACUUAGGAAGAAUAAUGA